AUGGCAACGGCAUUAAUCAAUGAUAUUUUGUCAGAUUCUACCUCCAGUGAUGACGAUUCCUGGAUACAAGACGAUGAUGACAACGGGGAAACAGUGGAAGAAAGCUGUGCAAUAUGCUUAUCUCACUUUACUGAUCAAAUUAUUGCCAUACCAAAUUCCUGUCAGCAUAUCUUCUGCUUGCCUUGUAUCAAUGAAUGGUCAAAGCUGGCUAACACUUGCCCUAUUGAUCGUGUCACCUUUCAAACACUACGCGUUUUUCGUUUCAUUCAUGGAGAUAAAGUAGAUGAAAUAGUCAUUGAAAAAAUGAAUGAAGAUACGGACGAAAGUGAUCUCGACCUAACCUACUGUGAAGUAUGUAACGAAUGCAAUCGCGAGGAUCGCUUGUUAUUGUGUGACGGAUGUAAUAAAGGAUACCAUUGUGAAUGUCUAACUCCCCCAUUGGAACAUAUUCCUAUCGACGAUUGGUUUUGUCCUGAUUGCUCAAUUACUGAAAAUAUAGGUUCUUUAAUCGAUGCUAAUCGAGUAGAGGUAACGAAUGCGCCAAGUAUUAUUUCAGAUAGUAGGAAUCAGUCUAAUACCAACAAUGAUGAGAACGAGUUGGAAGUAACACAAUCAUACUCAGAUACCUAUACUGGACGCAGGAGAAGGGAGAAAACGUAUCGGAAACGACGUAAAACUAGUGCUAAAACUAGUUCUAAGAGAUCAAGACCUAGAAGCAAAAAGGGUAGAAAGAGAAGGCGCACGCGAUCAAAAGUAUCUAUAAGUAGAAGACAAAAUAACCGACGUCAAUCAGCUCGAACAGUUGCAAGCAGACACUUGCAAUUCCUACUAGACAGAGUUCGAAGUAAUCUAGAGGCUAAGAACCUUCUUCCGAGCAAAUCAACGCCAAAGUCGAUUAUGACCAGUAAUAUGCACAGUAAAAGUUUUGUCGCUGGACCGUCUGUUUUAGGCAUAACGAGUGACAAUGGUCUUUUACCGUUUUACCCGAACGAAGAUGAAGAUAUAAAUCAUCAAGGAAAUAAUGAUACCCGUGGUCACGGAAAAGGCUCUACGAAAUAUAUGGAAAUGGUUGUAACUUAUCAUUCCAGUCAACAUCAAGAGGCUUUUAAUAGAAAUGAUAAUAAUUAUAAUCAAAUCAAAACUGUAUCACCGAUAGUCGAUUAUGUAUCUAAAAUAACCCAAGAAAUUGAGAAUUUAAGAAAUAUUAAAAAUGCUUCUGUCCUACCUGAUGGAAGUAUUGUCAUGCAAAAGUCUAAUGCUACCCCUAACAAUCAAGUUACUGCGAGGAAGUCAUCCAAUGAAGUUGUAUCAAGUACUUCUGCGAUCGACUGUAGUACAUAUUCACCAAAUUCCUCGCAAUCGGAAGAUCAGAUGGAUAAUCGUAAGCAAUCAACAUCUAGUAUUUCUCUAUCCAGUGCAGUGGAAGCUAAUUCUAAGCCAAAAUUUAGAGAGUCGAUGCGAUCUGAGCUAUUUAAUAAAGUUAAAGAAACCGUAAGAUCGUAUGCUAAGCAGUACUUUCGUCAUGGAGAUAUUGAUAAAAACGAAUACAAAGUCAUCGUUAAAAAAACUAUCGAUAAGGCCCUUAUUAGUGUCUAA
Trichoplax adhaerens is the source of this 1596-nucleotide messenger RNA. RefSeq lists its product as uncharacterized. NCBI's taxonomy places the organism in Eukaryota, Metazoa, Placozoa, Uniplacotomia, Trichoplacea, Trichoplacidae. The transcript has 12 exons. The record is from RefSeq and is a predicted model, not a curated record. Bases 1 to 1596 code for a protein of 531 amino acids.